Messenger RNA from Tripterygium wilfordii, 2076 nucleotides. RefSeq lists its product as uncharacterized. The record is from RefSeq and is a predicted model, not a curated record. The transcript is spliced from 7 exons. Bases 1 to 1422 code for a protein of 473 amino acids. NCBI's taxonomy places the organism in Eukaryota, Viridiplantae, Streptophyta, Magnoliopsida, Celastrales, Celastraceae. Gene Ontology annotation, molecular function: glycosyltransferase activity.
AUGGCGAAGCACACGGUUGGCGGAUGGCCUCUGCCGCAGAAGCGAUGGCUCCUUGCGCUGCUUAUCAUGCUAUCCAUUUCUACAGUGAUAGCUGUCUUCAUCAGGUCCGCCUUCGACUCCUGCGAUCGCCACUUGGAACGUGUAGUGGUGAAAAGGUCGGCGGUUCACUUGUCGCCGACUACUAGGACCAUUGCGGCGGCGUCGAGUCCGCUUAGCUUCAUGAAGUCCAAGCUGGUCCUCUUAGUCUCGCACGAGCUGACUCUCUCUGGUGGACCAUCGUUGCUGAUGGAACUAGCCUUUUUAUUAAGAAGCGUUGGUGCAGAAGUUUGUUGGGUUACAAUGCAGAAGCCAUCACAAGCAGAUGGGGUCUCAUACAGUUUGGAGCAAAAGAUGUUGGUUCGAGGAGUGCAGGUAUUUUCAGCCAAGGGUAAAGAGGCUGUAGAGACAGCUCUCAGAGCUGAUUUGGUGGUUUUGAACACGGCGGUUGCUGGAAAAUGGCUGGAUGUAGUUCUCAAAGAAAAGGUUUUGCUUGUUCUUCCCAAGGUGUUGUGGUGGAUCCAUGAAAUGCGAGGGCAUUAUUUCAAAUUAGACCAUGUCAAGCACCUGCCUUCGGUUGCUGGUGCUAUGAUAGAUUCGCAUGUAACAGCAGAAUAUUGGAAGAAUAGGACUCAGGAACGUCUGCGAAUUAAAAUGCCUGAUACCUAUGUUGUUCACCUUGGAAAUAGCAAGGAACUUAUGGGAGUUGCUGAAGAUAGUGUUGCAAAAAAGGUCUUGCGUGAGCAUGUCCGGGAAUCUCUUGGAGUGCGAGAUGAAGAUAUACUGUUUGGCAUUAUUAACAGCGUUUCACGUGGAAAAGGACAGGACCUAUUUCUUCGGUCAUUCUAUGAGAGCUUGGAGUUAAUACAAGAGAAGAAGCUGCAGGUGCCAUCAUUGCAUGCAUUAAUUGUGGGGAGUGACAUGGCUGCCCACACAAUGUUUGAGACCGAAUUGCGGAGUUAUGUGACAUUGAAGAAAAUUCAGGGUCGUGUUCACUUUGUAAAUAAAACCCUGACAGUGGCACCUUAUCUAGCUGCAAUUGAUGUUCUUGUCCAAAACUCCCAGGCACGGGGAGAAUGCUUUGGUAGGAUAACAAUUGAAGGCAUGGCAUUCCAGUUGCCUGUAUUGGGAACAGAAGCAGGUGGAACCACAGAAAUUGUGGUGAAUGGCACAACGGGAUUCUUGCAUCCUGUUGGAAAAGAAGGGGUUACUCCCCUUGCCAAAAACAUAGUCCAACUGGCUACUCAUGUUGAGAGGAGGCUUACAAUGGGAAAGAGGGGCUAUGAGAGGGUGAAGGAAAGAUUUCUAGAAGAUCACAUGGCAAGCAGAAUUGCUGCAGUUUUGAAGGAGGUGUUGCAGAAAUCAAAGAGCCACUCACAUUCCUAAACUUUUAGCAACUCUGCUCCCUAUUUUUUGUCGCAGAGGGGAAAACUCCUUAACCGUUUAGAAUGAUGCUGCAUUAGUGGCUAAUUUAUCAAAAAAUAUAACAGACUGAUAGAAAGAUGGCUCUUAUGUAGUGAAAAGGAACUUUUAGCAUGGCAGAAAGCUUCUAUCUCCGACGUUAUCUGCCAUUUCGAUGUAAAAUGAUGUACAUUCUUAGUCAGAUCUUAGUUUCCUGUUCAUAUGGUUAGCGCCCUGAGCAGAUAUGUGGCCUAGUGCUGGUGUCUAGGUUCUGAUGAAAUCCCAGAUGAGGUUUCAACUUCCUUCAGAGUAAAUCCAUCAGCGGCCUGAGGAUCUAUCUAUCAGCAAGCACUUACCGCCAGUACCUGAAUGUUACAUUUAAGCAUUUUUUGCUAAUGAUUGGGCUUUGUUUCACUCACUCUUUUCAGUCUUCUGGGGAAUGCAAAUGUCCAAUGUGAAAUUGAUUCUUAGCUCUAUAGGGUUAAAGGGUCUUGCAGUAGAAGUCAUUGCCCUUUUUUUGCAAGACGUGUCCAGUCUGUUUACUUGUGUGGAGUUCAAUUUGGUGCACACACGCAUGUAAUGAUCACUGUAAUGACUUAUAUUAUGGGACCCUCGUCUGAGUUCUGUAUGGGUUUCUUC